This is a messenger RNA of Phycodurus eques (leafy seadragon), 3050 nucleotides long. RefSeq names its product discs, large (Drosophila) homolog-associated protein 5 (gene dlgap5). The record is from RefSeq and is a predicted model, not a curated record. Gene Ontology annotation, molecular function: microtubule binding. The transcript is spliced from 16 exons. Gene Ontology annotation, biological process: regulation of mitotic cell cycle; kinetochore assembly; centrosome localization. Gene Ontology annotation, cellular component: nucleus; spindle pole centrosome; cytoplasm. NCBI's taxonomy places the organism in Eukaryota, Metazoa, Chordata, Actinopteri, Syngnathiformes, Syngnathidae. Bases 95 to 2344 code for a protein of 749 amino acids.
UGGUGUUCAUUUUGUUGUUUUGAGUUUGUGCUGGGAGAAGGCUGCGUCUUGUUCCAUACACAGUUUUUUGCUAACCAUAAGGCUCAUCGUCACCAUGGAUUCCCGAUUUUCCUACUUGCGCCAUCGGGACAACAGUGUGACCAUGCUGAGGAUCAAAAUGUCCCGCAGACUGAGUCAGAACCAGAAGGAGAAUCGAGAGCGGGUUGUGGAUGCACGAAGACCGCUGGACAAUCUCCAGGAGCACGAAAUGUUAUGUCAGGAUGACUCGACUCUGACCAAGACAUCACCAAUGAAAGCUAUAACAAAUGUCGAGGAAAAUUCUGCAAAAGACAAGGCCAUAGAAGAGAAAGUCAAACAGCUUGCACGUUGGAAAGAGAGAAAGGCCCUUGAGAAAGAGAAGCAAAAGCAAGCGAGGGAACGGAAGGGAGUGUUUAAGACUGGCCUGUAUCGUCCUAAAGACACUGUUUUCAUGAUUCAUCCGGUACCGGCUUCCUCGACCAACGCAAAUGAAACCAAAAUAAACGCAGCUCCAUCACAGAGCGGCAGAGUCACCCGUUCAAUGAAACAACAACAGCAGCAGCAGCAGCCGCAAUCGCAGCAGCCUCUGAAGACGCACAAUCCAAAUACGGCAGCUAAGAAAGGUCCAUCUGGUACUCAGAGAGCAACCAGGGGAGCUUCGACUAGAUCAGCCAACAGGCUUUUUACAGCAGCUUCCACAGUGAAAAAACAACCAGCCGACAAAUCUCCUGAUCAGAGAAUAACAAGGAGCAGAGCCAUUGUUUUCCCUUUGCCGCAACCCUCUGCAAGUGGAAAGAACUCCACAGCCGACAACAACCUCGACUUCCAUCAAGCUGCGCCCGAGGCAAGCAUUUCUCAGCCUUGGUUAAAGGAGCGGGACAAUGUGGAGCCAGUGGAGGAAUCUCGCUGCCUCAAAGAGGAAAAUAUAGCAGGGGACACAGGACUCGCUGAGAAGCCCUCUUCAUUCGCUCCUGAGGGCUUUGUGUUCCAAGCUCCCGCUGGCUUGAAGGCCUUUAAUUCUGCACCCCUCAGUCCUCGCUCAGCAGAUCUAUUUCUUGCCCCGAGGUCUGCGUCGCCGUGCUCGACACGCUCAUGCGUCCAUUUCCCUGCUGCCGAAAUACUCAGUGAUGAACGUCAGACUGAGCCAAGUGAAUCUCCUUGCCGCUCUGCUCCUCCUCUUACGGCGGCUUCUCCGAUCCCAAGCAGCCCCCUCGAAUCAAAGCAUGAUGUGCCGUACUUUAGGUCAGAGAUGGCCAAUGAGACAGACCGACUGACAUCUCUGUGUGGUCAGUGGGAGACUAAAGUGGAUGAUGAGUCAGUCCCUGAAGAAAUGAGAGGCUGCAUCCGUACAACCGUGGGCCAGGCCAGGCUGCUCAUGAGGGAGCGUUUCAAACAGUUCAGCAGCCUGGUGGACGACUGUGAGUUGUGCCGAGGGGAGAAGAUCACCACCUGUACCGACUUGCAGGGCUUUUGGGACAUGGUUUAUUUCCAGGUAGAUGAUGUACAUAGGAAGUUUGGUGACCUCAAAGAAGCAGAGGAACGAGGCUGGGUGGAGGUACACAACCCGCCGCCACGGCAGAGGAAAGCAGUCAAGAAACCGGCAGCAGGUCCUGCCAAGCCAGCAGUAACCAAGGCGGCGGCCAACUCUCGCCUAGCUGCGGCGAAAGCGGCCAUGAGAGCCCAAAAGCGGGCGGCCGAGGCAGAGAAGGCCGCAAAGGAUGCAGGCGACGCGAUGGAACACGAGCACAGCUCGUCCUCUCAAGUAGCAAAACGCCAGUCUGAUGUUGUGGUCUUUGAUGGAGGCUUCUUCCGUGUGGAGAGCCCAGCCAAGACACCAGCCUCAGGGUGGGUGAGAAGAUCCAGCCGACUGGGUGCUGCCGCGGCUCCACAGGCCUCCCCCUGCGCCAACGAUGCCACGCCAAGAAGAGUUAUUCGUCGCUCCCUUGCAUUGGGACAGACCUCCGGCACGCCAGUUCAGUCCAACUGCACGCUCACGCCCCUGGGCCGUGCCACCAACCAUACCUCCAGAUGUUCGCCUCGGCCCUCCCGAAGAGAAACCGACCCAUCUCUUUGUUUCAGCCCUCUCGUGGAUGCGACUCCAGGCGGCACCCAACUGAAAGAGCCCGCCCGUGCGAAAUUUGAGCAUCUGACUCUGCAGAAAGAAGUUUUGCACACUGUCACCACAGCACCUCCCCCGUUAACUUCCCAGUCACCACAGGCCCAGACAGCUGAAGCGUCCUUGUUUCUCUUCACUCCAAACCCCAAGGACAAGAUACGGCCAUCUGCAUGCCCGAGUGACCUGAUGUACUUCACUCCGCCACCCUAAUUGCUAAUCCAAUUUUUUUAAAUUUGUUUUUUGUUCCCUUUUGUGCGAGUUGCUUCUUGCUUAUCACAUUAUAUGAAGGAGGGCAACAGCAGGGAAGAAGAUAUGUUUGAAGAAGUGAUGGAUCUUAUGACUCCAAGCAUCCAGUUCACGGUCUUGGGCCAGCGUUUGUUGCCACUGACGUGCCAGUGCUGUAGAAAAUUUAAGAAAACAAAUACGCAUUAUGCCCCUUAAAUUAGGGCUGGGUGACAAAUUGAUUUUUCGUGAUUCAUUUGAGUUUAUUUGUUAGGACUUUUUAUUAAUUUAAAAAAUAUGUACAGUUUCUACAGUUUAAAUUGUAUCCCGGCUGUUGUGCACUGCUUACACUAACAACAUGACUGUGAACAGAGUGAAGUUAGCUUACAAAAGCAAUAGCAGUGUUUCCCAUUUAUGGAUUUGGAUGCUAUAUUCAGCCACUUUUGCAAACUCUUUAGUGACUUUUUUUCAGAAAAGUGGCUAGUGAGUUUUAAUUCCUAUUAAUUAAUAAAAGCACAGUCAGUGUUGCAAAGUUAACAUGAUGUAAUAUUCAGCAACACCGCUCUAGCAGUGACUAUUUUUUCAGAAAGCGCCAAUAGUGAGUUGAAUUCUCGCUAGGAAAAGAAUUUAUGACAUUUUUCCAAAAGGAAAAAAGAAACUAAAAAAAAAAAAUCCAUUAUUUCUGUGAAGUUGA